CGUGUCAGUGUGUUUAAUGACAUCUGAGUAGCAGGAGGGGCGGGGAAGGUUAAAACCUAAGACACUUAAACUCCAGCGAGAUCAGCUCUUCAACUGUCUGUCCGUUCAUCACAUCUCAGCUGUCGGCGAAAACAUGGAGUAUGUCGAAAACAUCCGAAAUCUAAGGGGGAGAUGCGUCCUGAGGCGGGACAUCAUCCGAGAGUUUCUGGCAGAAUUACUUGGGACGUUCGUGUUAAUACUCUUCGGUUGCGGUUCAGUGGCCCAGUCUGUCCUCAGCAGAGAAGCAAAAGGACAGCUUCUCACCAUCCAUUUUGGCUUUACUCUAGGGGUGAUGCUGGCCGUCUACAUGGCAGGAGGCGUGUCAGGUGGACAUGUGAACCCUGCUGUUUCUUUGGCUAUGGUUGUCCUGGGGAAACUCCCACUAAAGAAAUUCCCUGUGUAUGUGUUGGCCCAAUUUCUAGGUGCCUUUUUUGGGUCUUGUGCCGUCUACUGUCUUUACUAUGAUGCCUUUACAGAAUUUGCUAAUGGAAAGCUAGAAGUAUCUGGUCCAAAUGCCACAGCAGGUAUAUUUGCAUCAUAUCCACGUGAAGGACUCUCAUUGCUAAAUGGAUUCAUUGAUCAGGUGAUUGGCGCAGGUGCCCUGGUCCUCUGUAUUCUAGCUAUUGUAGAUAAGAAGAACAUUGGAGCACCUAAAGGAAUGGAGCCUUUGCUUGUCGGUCUGAGCAUCCUGGCUAUUGGAGUGUCAAUGGCACUAAACUGUGGAUAUCCCAUCAACCCUGCCAGAGACUUGGGACCUCGGUUAUUCACAGCUAUAGCGGGAUGGGGAUUACAGGUGUUCAGUGAUAGCAAUGGUUGGUGGUGGGUUCCAGUGGUGGGGCCGAUGGUGGGCGGAGUGGUUGGUGCUGCUAUCUACUUCCUGAUGAUCGAGAUGCAUCACCCUGAGACCGACAAGAACCUGGAAGACGACAACAGCCUUAAAGACAAAUAUGAGCUGAACACCGUCAACUAGACAGAGAGGGAAUGUAUAGUAUCUUUUUCUUUACUAUAGACCUCAAACCAAAAGCGCUGUUAUUUCUGCACUCUUUCCUCCUCUGUCUUACCUCCAUCACUUUUGCCAAGUACAUUCAACAAACCAAGCAGCUAUGAAAGACAGGAAUUGGUAAUUAUCCUUAAUUCUAGUUUUCUACUGUUUGUACCAGCUGUAGAGCUGUAGAAAUGUUUCAAAGAGCACCGAUUAAUCCAUCAACAUGAUAAUCAAUCAUACAGUAGUCAACACUCGAAGUAAAUUAAAAAUGUUUUUCAGACUUGUCCUUGGACUAGAAUAGUUGUUGUUCAAUAGUUUUAGAAAAACUUUGAUGGAAGAUGGUGAUCCACUUCAAAUGUUGACUACUGUAUUCUAUGGAAAGCAUUCAUUAGCAAUUGUCAACACCACUGCCAGUAAUAGAUAAAGAGGUGCUAACAGAUCCUCCAUUUUAUUUGCUCUGGAUUUUAUAUAAAAGAUGUAUGAUUUAUAAUGAUUUGUAUAUAUGAUUUUCACAUAAUCAUGACUUUCCAUUGGUUUCUCAGGAUUUCUAAAGACACGUUCAUUGCAGGAUUUACUACUAGGCUUAUACCUAUGAAGACUAUCAAUCCUUUGUCUAAUUCUAUUGCUACUGUAACUGUUGUGUGCUUUAAUUUACAUUCCAGAACACCUGACAACCCUUUAACUUGCCAUAAGCAGUUGUUUUUCUCUCAUUAAUAUAAAGGAAAAAGGUACUUUACUGUCCACUCUGUUGAUAAAACGGUCCUCGCUGUCUGUAAAUGCAAGCACCGUUUAAUAUAAAUGGAAGCACAUGCAUGCAUAACGGCUGAUAAGGUAACUUGCAUGAGGUAACUGGAUGAAUGUUGAAAUGCAUGUAAAAAAUUAAUCUGCGAUAUUAAAUAUAAGCUUAAGAAUAUUUAAGCUUAAGUAUUCAUGCUACAGUGUAUCAAAAUGCUGAAGAAAGAGUGUUGCAGCAGUAUUGUGCAUGAUGCCACUGUUCAAAAGUGUUAACAUUUCAGGCUCAGCAAAGCCUAAAGCUUUACUUCUUUCAAAAACGUGUUAUUUGCUGUCAAUUUACUCAUUCUCAGGCCAUCUGACAUGUGACUUGUUUCUUUAAGAUAAAUAGCAAAUAAAGGAAAAACAAUAUGAAUACCUGUGGCUCCCAAUGACACAUUGAGACCUUCUCAAGCAAAAUGAUUGGUCUGUGCAAUUGUUUAUGACAUUAUUUUGGCCUGAGAAUGAGCAAAUUUUCAUUUAUUGUCAUCUUUUUAAUGCAUCAGUUGUAGAUUUAGUAAGUAUUUCAUAAUUAUUGUUUGUGGGGAAAAAUAGUUUUGUGAUAUGUCUUGUUUUUAUUUCUAUUUUCAAAAAAAGGUAUUUUAAUAAUUUAUUGCUUGACACUUAAAUGAAUUUAUAGAGUUGUUU
This is a messenger RNA of Danio aesculapii, 2443 nucleotides long. It is a transcript of the gene aqp9b, whose product is annotated as aquaporin 9b. Bases 134 to 1009 code for a protein of 291 amino acids. Gene Ontology annotation, cellular component: basolateral plasma membrane; plasma membrane. The record is from RefSeq and is a predicted model, not a curated record. Gene Ontology annotation, molecular function: urea transmembrane transporter activity; glycerol channel activity; water channel activity. Gene Ontology annotation, biological process: glycerol transmembrane transport; water transport. The transcript has 6 exons. Lineage: Eukaryota; Metazoa; Chordata; Actinopteri; Cypriniformes; Danionidae.